AUGGCCGAUACCGAGCGUACGAUCCUCGAUUUUUACCAGAUUCCUACUCUGUAUCCUACAGAAUGGCCAGCUGAGAAGGACCUGGAAGACUUGGACGAUGAUGAUGAAGGCGAGAAAAAUGCUGCUAUAAAAAGAAGACAGUCCCGUUAUCAGGCGCUCGAGAGAGCCGUGAGCCAACGAAGGAGCAACAUUCCCAGAGAAGACGACCAAGGAGGCGUUGGAAACAUUGUUCAAAAAGACGAGCCGGAUCCGCUAGGGACUACCGAUAGCGUCGUCAGAACACUGAAGCAUCUUGGUCUGCCCCUCCAAGAUGACCACCGACUACCUCUCUUCCUCUCCCAGAUGCAUGCUACUGCCGACACUCGGAGUCUCCUUACUGGUCUCGAUGUUCUAUCACAAUCCAUCGAUCAAAAGUCAGCGUCCCUCAAGGUCCUCGUCGAGACCAACUUCGAAAGAUUCGUCAAAGCCAAAGCAACAAUAGAUAAUGUCUAUAAGGAGAUGAAAUACCGCGGAAUGGAACCACCUGACGCCAAUAAUGCGCACUCCAAUGCAGCCCAGCGUCGCAGUUAUCGCAAUAGUGUGGCGGGCGGUGCUGGGUUAGGAAUUAACAAUCCCCUGACAUCUCCUAAUAUUGACACGCGUAAAAAGAAUGCACUGACAAAAGAGAGCGAGUACGGCGUGCUGGGAAUAAAGGGCCCUCUACUGGAAGUUUCUGCAAAGGCUGAGGACGUAUGGGGACCUGCUUUAGGAGGAAGAGAGAAGGAGGAAAACCUCAAAACCGUUUCAAAUCAUCUCACAAGAUUCAAGGACUACGUUGAGCUGAGCACGUCGAUAGCAGACAGCAUCAAACGCAAGGACUAUGAAUCUUUAGUCGACGAGUUCAGCAGGGCAAGGAAGAUUGCAGACGAAGCUCGACGAUUGACAGAGGAAAUAGGGGACGAGACACCAACAGAGCCCCAACUUUACCAGUUGUUGAUAGCGGGACGCAUGUGGUACGAUGUUGACCAGCAGAUACGCGCCUUCAAACGCGACAUCUGGAAGAGGCUGGUCACUCUUCACACCGCAUCCAGGACGGAUGGCACAACUGGCCGUAUUCAAGACCAACAUAUGGAACUCAUCGGACUGCUUCUUGAACUUGGCGCCGAUGACAAUCCCAUCUGGGUGUGGCUCUUGAGUCGAUACGACCAUUUGAAGGGCAAAAUUCAAUCGACAGCAGACCGCUCAAAAGUUGAGAUCGAGGUGCUUCGCCGCCGGCUGGCCAGUAACGAUAAACCGAACCCCAAUAUCAUCGCUGCGCAUCUUCGAUCCCUAGGAAGGCCGGUGAUUGAGGAUAAACCUUUGACAUUCGACUCGCCUGAAGUAAUUGAGCUCUGGGAGAAGAUGUUAUCGUUCCUCAACAGUCUCCUGUCAAGUGAAGGUAUUCUGGGUGAGGUGAUAGAGUUCUGGCAGACAGUGCAGGGGUUCAUCAAUGGGUCUGCUCAAGCCGCCCUCCCCGUUGGAUAUCGCGGCGAGUCUCGGCAUCACCAUGAACUCUCACCGCAGAGCGUUGACGAGCUACGAAAAGGAGCUGUGGAACUAGUGGACUUGCUCCGAGAACACACUUAUUCAUUCUUCGUGGAUAUGCCUCCCGAAGAUGUAUCACUGCUAUUCUCACCAAUCCCCAAUACGCCAGCCCCGACGACGCCCGGAUCCGCCGCAUUGUCGUCUCCAAGAGAUCCUCGCUUUAAUUUCGAUCCAAACAACAUGCCUCCUCCGUCGCCCAAGAGGGGUGAAGUCUGGGAAAAGUUGGCAUUCUGGCCUCCGUGGUCUAAUUCCAUCAGCGGUGUUCACUACCUGUCGAAGAUGCUGACUUUAGUUGGCGCUGGAGCUGGUGACCUAGCGUGUAUUGAGCCAAUAGAGUCCGGAGAAGGCCAGGUGAUUGAUCGCCUUAGGAGUCUUGUUGGGGGUUCCCGAGAGCGAUGCGUGACAGCUUUGUGCGCAGCCUGGAACAGAGAUGCCGAGAAUAUUAAGUAUGUUGAGGACUGGCAGCGCUCGGUUGAGAUGGGAGACGUGACACGAAUGCCAGCUAGCUUCGCUGCCUUCGAAGGAGCAGUCCUAUCAGGCAUGCAGAAAAUACUCUACAUCCCCGACGCCAUGUCCAGGUCAGGCUCGGGAGAUAUUGUCUUGCCACCUCCGACCAAACUUCUCAUGAUGGUCCGCAGCCAGUAUGUUACCACUCUGUACAAGGCAUUGAGUGGCAUGGUCGAAAACGCCGAGCGCUCUUUGAAGAAGACGGAGGACGAUUGGUUAAUCGAUAGCGAGAGAUCGCUUGCAUUGGCUGCGGCGCCGAGCAUGGCGGGCAAAGGGGCAUUGGACUCAGGGGAUAGGAACAUUCGCAUGCUCAUGACCCUGAGUAACUUGUCAUCAUUGCGGUCACAAGUAGUGCCAAGUCUCAACUUGCAAUUUGAGAACGCCUUCUCUGUCAAGUUGACUGAUGAGUCCAAAAAGAUCCGUGAGGUUCUUGGACAGAUUCACGAACGUCUUUUCCAGUCCUACACGAAACAGUCAAUCGAAAGGCUUCGCGAUGUCAUUCAAUCUGGCAUCUCAGCCCCUGACUGGGCUCCUGGCCAAGGGCAGCGUACCCAGGCAGCUAAACCAUAUGUCUACGAGGCGCUUCUUACUCUCGUACUUGUCCACUCUCAGGUUUCUACUACUGCGCCGGCUCUUACAGUCGAAGUCUUGUCAUUCCUCCUCGAACAGACGUCCACCCAGCUCCUAGAAGCCUUCCGACGUCGGCCGCGAUAUACUCUAGAGGCACUCAUGCAAGCAACCCUCGACGUAGAAUUCGUUGCCCAGACCCUCAGCCACUACACUUCGGAGCGUGCUUCGGAGCUUCAGAGCCAGAUCUAUCAAGAGCUUGAUGCACGUACGGACAACGAGGCCCGCGCACGUCUCCAAGGUGAACUGUCCGAAAUGCGCAACGUUCUCAAACGUCUGAGAGAAGCGAGCAAAAAUGAAUUUGCUUGCUUCAAGAAGCCAAAGAGGCUAGGCCACGGCCCAAGCAGGAAUAAUAGCGGACUCUCUGGUAUCUCAGCCUAG
This is a messenger RNA of Fusarium tjaetaba, 3078 nucleotides long. Its product is annotated as SEC5. Gene Ontology annotation, cellular component: exocyst. Gene Ontology annotation, biological process: Golgi to plasma membrane transport; exocytosis. NCBI's taxonomy places the organism in Eukaryota, Fungi, Ascomycota, Sordariomycetes, Hypocreales, Nectriaceae. The record is from RefSeq and is a predicted model, not a curated record. Bases 1 to 3078 code for a protein of 1025 amino acids. The transcript has 3 exons.